AAUGAGAAAAAAAUUAUUUAUACCAAAAAAUUCUUAUUGAUUAUUAAUUAUUAUUAAUAAAGGUGUUUCUGUUACUGGGUUUUUCAAAAAUCUUCGUUUUUCUCUCAUCCCUUCAGAAAAAUCAGAUUUUUGGUUCACGGUGAAUUUGAAUGAUUUGUGAAAAUGGGCCUAAAUUUAGAGUUGAAGAGCCAUUCGGAGAAUGUUAAUGCCCUUGCAUUUUCCAGACAAAGGGUUCUUGUGCCAGUUAAAGUCAACAUGGGUGACGAUGCUUUUGGCGUGGAAACGGUGCCGAUCAAACAAAUUCCUUCAUCUGGUGGAGAUGAGGAUGUGGAAGUUGAUAUCAUUGGGUGUUCAAAUUUGGGGAAACCUUUUCUGAUGGAAGAUUCUUGUGAGGAUUCCCCCGAGUGUUCCAGCUCUUUUGGUGAUUCAGGAUCUGGUGCUGAGAAUGCCUCAUCCUUUAGCGAUACUGAAGUUGAAUCACGAAAGUGUGCUGACGAUCCAUCCUCAUCAAAGUGUGAUGACUGGUUUGAAUCAUGUCAAGGAAGAAAGAAAAGGAUGACAAAAAGUUUGACAAGUCAUUGGAGGAGGUUCAUACACCCUAUGUCAUGGCGCUGUAAGUGGAUUGAAUUGCAGAUGAAGCAACUUCAGUCUCAAGCACGUAAAUAUGAGAAAGAACUUGCAGCAUACAAUCACUCAAAGCAACUUGAUUUGGCACACUUUACAUUAGAAGACUCUAAUAUCAAAUCCAUCCCUAUAUCUGAUCGGAUGCAUAGAAAUAAAGUUAUGAAGAGGAACAAAAGAAAAAGAGUUGAAGAGCAGUGCGAUAUAGAAUCUUACAUGUCUAACCAUAGUUUAUUCUCCUAUUAUGAGAAAACAGAUUGUACUGCUGAUACAUGUUUGAAAGAUGUUUGUGAUGUUGGUAUAGGAGGUGUCAAUGAUAGUAACCAGGAAUUCAAGCUGAAUGAUGAGUGGUCUUCUGAAGAGUAUGGAAAUGUUGAUAAAUCCUUGGAUGACAUCAUUCAGAAGAUUGAAGCUAUACAGUCAGAAGUUCAGCAAUUAAAAACUAGAACCGACAAGGUGAUAAGUGAAAGUUGUGGAAAGUUUUGUUCUAUAACUCAAUUUAGCAUGCGUGGCCGAUCUGAUGGAUUUAAUCAUUUUGAUUCUACUUUCACCAGUAAUGAAAACACAUUACCAUUUAGUUUUCCUCAUUCCUCAUCUCAGCUUGAAUCUGAGUUUCACAUGGGAGAUCUACUUAUGCCUGGAAAUGCAUCAGCUAGUCGUGAAGUGAUGAUUCCCUGUAUUGUAACCACUGAUGGGCCUGAGCUUGAUGAUCCAUUGAAAGAUACCAAAGAUGAAGUUCUUAUACAUAAUCAAGUAGCUAAGGAAGAGUGGCAUGAUUUUAUUGACUAUGAUGGAACCAAGGAUUCCAUUGAAGAAGGUAAAUUCAGUUUUGAUGUUCAAGUUUCAGAACCUGACCCCCAUGAGAAUGGUAUGCAUAAUGAGCAUUCUACUUGGAUGUCAUGUUCUACAUUCAAGUAAAAUGUCCCCAGGAAAAAAAGGAAGAUAUCUGCCUCAAAGAGGUUAAGCUGAAUCCUAUUGGAAUGGUUAUUCAACAAGUCGAAGGAAUUGAGAAUUUCUCCAACAAGUUGCAGUAUGCUUGUGUCGUACUUCGUAAAUUCUGGUUAUUUGUUUUAUACUUUUUUUCAUAGAGGCAUUAUAUCAAUUGCACAUGAUGUGAAUAUGGUAGCAUAUUCUAUUUUUUAGGGGAAGUUUUUAUUUUUAUUUAUUGGUUGGAACUAUUACGUCAGUAAACGAUUGAAACUAUAUCUUAUAUUCUAAAAAAGUCAAGGCAUUUCAAAUUGUUUGUUCAGAGACAAAAUCAAGGAAAAACCUUCUGAAUUCUUUCCAUAUUGGACCUCGACGUAUUGUUGUUCCAAAUCGAAUUUCUUUAUAAACAAUAUAUGUUCUUUUGACAUAUUUGUAAAAGGAUGAUUUUUCUCCUUCAUUGGCUAUUAAUUUCUUUUGUAUCUUAGAAA
Messenger RNA from Glycine soja, 2036 nucleotides. RefSeq lists its product as uncharacterized. The record is from RefSeq and is a predicted model, not a curated record. The transcript is spliced from 6 exons. Lineage: Eukaryota; Viridiplantae; Streptophyta; Magnoliopsida; Fabales; Fabaceae. The coding region runs from base 163 to 1539 and encodes 458 amino acids.